This is a messenger RNA of Penicillium angulare, 522 nucleotides long. RefSeq lists its product as uncharacterized. Bases 1 to 522 code for a protein of 173 amino acids. The transcript has a single exon. Lineage: Eukaryota; Fungi; Ascomycota; Eurotiomycetes; Eurotiales; Aspergillaceae. The record is from RefSeq and is a predicted model, not a curated record.
AUGCACUUCACUGCCUCCUCCAUCGCCAUCUUGGCCGUCGCUGCCGGUGUCCAGGCCGCUAAGCAGCACGAGCCCCCAGUCCACGGCAAGUCCGCUAGCGUUGCCGCCGGCACUGGCGUCAAUACCGGUACCCACCCCAUCGUGACUGGCUCCCCCAACACCAACGGCACCACCGGCACCAACGGUACCGUCACCGUCACCUCCGCCGUCUGCCACAAUGGUGCUUGCUCCACUCCUCUCGCUAGUAGCACCGCUGGCUCUGGCUCUGGCACUGGCUCUGGCUCUGGCUCCGGCUCUGGCUCCGGCUCCGGCUCCGGCUCUGGCACUGGCUCUGGCUCUGGCUCUGGCUCUGGCUCUGGCUCCGGCUCUGGUUCCGGCUCCGGCUCCGGCGCUAGCAACACCCCUGCCUCCCCAAGCUCCACUGGCUUCACCCCCUCCAACGCUGGUGCCAAUGUUGGCCCCAUGGGCAUGGCCGGCGCUGUUGUCGGUGGUGCUGCCUACGGUCUUAUGCUCCUCGCAUAA